Messenger RNA from Labrus mixtus (cuckoo wrasse), 2341 nucleotides. RefSeq names its product DET1 and DDB1 associated 1 (gene dda1). Gene Ontology annotation, biological process: positive regulation of proteasomal ubiquitin-dependent protein catabolic process. Bases 193 to 501 code for a protein of 102 amino acids. The transcript is spliced from 5 exons. NCBI's taxonomy places the organism in Eukaryota, Metazoa, Chordata, Actinopteri, Labriformes, Labridae. The record is from RefSeq and is a predicted model, not a curated record. Gene Ontology annotation, cellular component: Cul4-RING E3 ubiquitin ligase complex.
GGAUAUAAGAAUAACGUGUGUGUGAGGGUUAUUGUCUUCUUUACGGCGAGGAGCCGACAGGACAGCUGCCUCGGUUUCUAUAACUAGUCAGCAAGCUAGCGCCGCUCACCGCUACAUGCUCACACAUCCUCCCAGCACAAGAAACACCUAGCUAGGUAAACAACUCAGCGCUGGACAAACGCUUCCACCAUCAUGGAAAAGGCUGAUUUCUUAAAAGGACUUCCUGUCUACAAUAAGAGCAACUUCAGCAGGUUUCAUGCAGACUCUGUUUGUAAAGCAUCUAAUCGUAGACCCUCGGUGUACCUUCCAACACGCGAAUACCCCUCUGAGCAGAUUAUUGUAACAGAGAAAACCAACAUCCUCCUGCGUUACCUCCAUCAGCAGUGGGACAAAAAGAAUGCAGCAAAGAAAAGGGAACAGGAACAAGGUGAGGGUGACAGUCCAGCACCCCCGAGGAAGAUCGCGAGGACAGACAGCCAAGAGAUGAACGAGGACUCAUAAGUGUGCUGCUUGUGUGUGUGUGUGUGUGUGUGUGUGUGUGUGUGUGUGUGUGUGUGUGUGUUAGAAAGAGUGAGAGAUAAUGUGUGUAUGUAUGUUCGCCUAUACAGGGAACAGCCAGUAUAACUAAAUCAAAGGAUAGUUCCCCCUGAAUAAGACUUCUGGCAUCAGCAUAAUGGAAGGAAGCUUUCCCUGGACUAACUUAAGGGUCAUUGUAUGGAGAAUUGGGAAAAUUCAUUUCAGCAAAGUAGCAGUUUCUUGAGCAAAGUUAUGCAUAUGGUAUGCAUAAUGAUUGUUAAACCAGAAAGAUUGUUUAGUGUCUGUCUGUUGGUCUCCAAAAGAGACAGGGAGGGAACUUUAAAGUUCUGCUUGUCUUAUUUAUGUUGGCUAAUCCCUGUGUAGGUUAGUAAACUUGUAUAUGUCUGUAUGCAUGCUGAGCUGCAAUUGUGCAUUGUAAAGAACUGUGUGUACAAAGUGAAUGAUGAGUUGAAAACAUGUCAGAGUAGAUAAAAGAACAGAGAUGGACUUGUAGCCUUCUGUCGCCUGGAGAGACUGUCCUGAUUUGUGAUGAUGUUUUGUUACCGUUUUAAUUUUAUUAUAACUAUUAUUGUUUAUGUAUGGCAAAGAGCUUCCUGCCAGCCACAGUGCCCGCCCUCUCAGUUUCACUGCCCACUCUGCAACCACACAGGGGUAUUGUGACGUUUCUCCACACUGUUUGAAUCAACAGAACCAAGAAUGCACUGUGAAGAACAGCACAAAGUAGAAGCAAUUCUUCCACAACCCCCCCUUAGAUGUUUGUUUACAGCAAAUAUGCGUACUUUCAUUUUAUUCUGGGACUUGUGCUUAUUGGAUAAAUGUUGUGCUGAUGUUUCUAAAAAAUAUAUAUUUACGUUUUGCACCAUCAUCUGACUGAUUGAGGCUAUUUAAAUAGGAAUUCUUGUGAGAUUUAGCUGCUCAUUCAAUAAAGGAUGUCAAAGUUGGGCUAAAAUAUGGAGCUGUCCAAUGUUGGAUUGUCAGUUGCACAUCAACGUUACAGCACAGAUACUUCAGAAAAAUAUGUGAAGUUGCCUGGAAAAGAUACAUUAUGAUGUGUAAAUAAUUGCCAGCAUCAGAUCUAGUUCAUCCCAUGAAGUAUCUUUCUGUCUGCCUUUUUGGAAGAGAAUACAUGCCCAUGGUAAACAAACAGACGUUUUUGAAAGAAAAGAGCCCUGGUUGAAUGUGGCCUUGGCUUGCAUGUUAACACCUGGUUGUUAUAUUCCAGGACCAGUAAUAAAAGGUGAAGGGGUUUAAGAUGUGUUAUCUGUGGAAGGUAUUAGUCUGUAGGCCUUACAACCUGUUAUCAUGGUUUCGACCCUUUUUCUCCCCCAAGUGCAGUGUCGGUAUAGCUGUGCUGUUCGCUCUGUCUUCAGGUCAACUUUGGAUGUUUUUUUUUGUCUGAGGACAGGCUGAGGUUAAAACAGCCCACAAAAGCAUGCACAGCACAGUGCAGUCGUCAUCAUGCCUUGUCCCUGAGAUUCAGUUUGUAUUGGUGUCAUAUACUGUACAACACUGAAUAAACCUUCUUUUUUUUUGUAAAAACAUUCUUGCCACUGCCCAGCAGAGUCACGUUGAAGCGUCCUGCCCUUCCCGUUCUUUUCUUUUGUAAAUGCUGCAGUGUUGGUCGACAGUGUGGUUGGUCUUCUUCCUACCUAAAAUGUAUAUACCGUCUGUCUCUGAAGCGUAAACACAUGAUGCUUCUUCUCAUUUAGACUGUUCUACACCUAAGCCUUGCCCCAUCUCAUGGCUGUUUGAUCACAUUUGUUCUUUUUAGCUUUGCCCAAAUAAAACUGGACUGAAACUGGGA